AUGGCUUCAUCACCACAGAAGAUUAGGGUCAUUCGUCUGGCCUCAGUGCUGUAUCAGCACGUCGACGUCGAAAAGGCAGCCCAAUUCCUUGAAGACUUUGGCCUUCAAGAGGUGGCUCGGCAGGACGGACGUGUCUACUUUGCCGGCUUCGGUGUUGACCCGUACGUCUAUGUAAUUGAAAGAUCUCCCGGCUCACGCCGCGCAUUUAUUGGCGCAACCUGGGUCGUGGAGAACGAGAACGACCUUGAGGUCGCUGCGAAUCACCCUGACGCUACAGGCAUUCACGGCGAGAAAGGUCCUGGAGGUGGUAAAAGAGUAGACAUUGUCGACCCGAAUGGGUACUAUGUUGGAUUCAUUCACGGCCAGGCCCCAAGAAGCGAUGUUGACAAUGUGGACAAAAGCCGGAUUGCUGACGACGAGAGUCCCCCCACCAAUCUGGUUGACGAAAAGCCAAGAAAAGGUCGUUUCAAACGCUUCAAUUACGGGCCUAGUCCAAUUCACAAGCUGGGGCAUUAUGGAUUCAUGGUCCCCAAGGACACCUACGAGAAAACGCUGAAGUGGUACACUGGCCUCAUGAACCUAGUGCCUACUGACGCGGUUUUCGACCCUCGGACAAACAAAGACACGACUUGCUUCAUGCACAUUGAUAGAGGAACCACUUUCACUGACCACCAUAGCUUUUUCCUCGGCGCCCAUCCGUUUAGCCAGACGCCUUUUGUUCAUCACGCUAGCUUCGAGGUUAAUGAUAUGGAUACUCAAGCUCUCGGCCACGAGUGGCUUUUGAAGAAGGGUUACACCAACUGCUGGGGAAUUGGACGGCAUGUCUUGGGCAGCCAACUAUUUGACUACUGGUAA
Molecule: messenger RNA, 855 nt
Organism: Colletotrichum abscissum
Lineage: Eukaryota; Fungi; Ascomycota; Sordariomycetes; Glomerellales; Glomerellaceae
Exons: 2
Coding region: 1-855 (284 amino acids)
Source: RefSeq, a predicted model, not a curated record